UAGACUUUAAGAACUAUCAUUUUUUCAGGCAUUCUGUGAAAGUCUAACGUUCAAAGUUUUUUUUUUUUGUGUAAAAUGUCCAAACAAAAUUACAUGUAAAAAUUUCGUACCUCAAAAUUCAAGUACAUAACGCGCCUACACCAAGAGGAGCGCCUUUGAAGCAGCCACCAACCAAGUCGAACAACAAUAACAACAGCAAAUAACUGUAACCAUUCAGCAUUUAACAGCAACGGUUUAAGAUGGCACAACAGCAACAGCAGCAGCAGGAGCAACAACCAGCGCAGCAGCUAAACGAGUUUACAGCGCUGCGUCUGUAUAACAGCGUUGUAGGCAGCAAUAAUGCGCUGUUAACAGCUGUGCCAGUGGAUCCACUAGCAACGACAACGGAAAACACCAGCAGCAGCAACAAUAGCAACAGCAGUGACAACAGCAACAACACCAACUGCAGCAGCACGCAUGUGGAAACAGCUGAUGAGAGCGAGCUGCCCGCCAGUUUUCGACUGCCAUUGGCAUUGCCAGGUCAUGCGUCGCAGGAGAGCAUCCAUUCGGCAAAUGAGUUUGGAAAUUUCUGUCGCAUUUGCCGCUGGAAUCGCAGCGAUAUGGAGCUUAUCACUUGUCCCUGCAAGUGCAAGGGUAGCGUGGGGCACAUUCAUCUAAAGUGCUUGAAACGUUGGAUAAUGCAUCGACGCGAGAAUCGCUGUGAGAUAUGCAAUGCUCCAUUCAAUAUCACCUCGGAUCGGGCGAGCUUGAAGCAGAUGGUGCGUGCGUUUUGCUGCGGGCGCUGUUGUGGCAUGAUUGUGAAGCAUGUGCUGUUUAGCGCCUCAUUAAUGCCGUUAGCCCAUGUCAUAUUGCAGCAGGUAUUGCAUUGCAUGGAUAAUUUGAAUCAGGGCUCCACCGAGCAGCUAACCGUCCAGGAGGUAUUUGUUGCCUCGUGUGCAUUGCUGACGUCCAGUGCGCUAUUCUUUCACUUUUUCGAAUUUGUGACAACGCGUUUCUUGCUGAUACGCAACAUUUUACGGCAUUGGUGGAUGUUUGGCAGCACCAAUGACUUUGGCCUGGUGGAGGUUGAAGACGACACAUUUGACUUGUUUUAAUAGGAAAUUCAAACAGCGCUAAAAACAGCAAGCAUUUGACACAAAUACUGGCAAAGCAAUAGCAUAAACCAUAGCAAUAGUAAUAAAUACAUAUAUAGACUUUAUUACAAUUUUGAC
Molecule: messenger RNA, 1211 nt
Organism: Drosophila busckii
Lineage: Eukaryota; Metazoa; Arthropoda; Insecta; Diptera; Drosophilidae
Exons: 3
Coding region: 240-1094 (284 amino acids)
Biological process (GO): protein ubiquitination
Molecular function (GO): ubiquitin-protein transferase activity; zinc ion binding
Source: RefSeq, a predicted model, not a curated record